This is a messenger RNA of Bombyx mori (domestic silkworm), 891 nucleotides long. RefSeq lists its product as uncharacterized. Lineage: Eukaryota; Metazoa; Arthropoda; Insecta; Lepidoptera; Bombycidae. The record is from RefSeq and is a predicted model, not a curated record. The transcript has a single exon. The coding region runs from base 1 to 891 and encodes 296 amino acids.
AUGUAUCCGACUCAGCACGUGGGUGGCGCACCCAUUGCGCAACCGCCUGCGACGCCUUUACCAAGAAGCGACGCGCCAGCUCCAGGACCCAGCAAUGUAACCUCGGACACAAAGGACAUUUCGGCUAUCACAGUGGACUCACGAAUUCCCGAAUUUUGGACAGACCAGCCACGUGUCUGGUUCAUUAGGGCUGAAUCCGUCCUAAAUCCACAAAAAUGCAGUGAUGAUGCCAAAUUCCAAGUACUUAUUUCGAAAUUGGGAAAGGCCCCUAUACAACAAGUCACAGAUAUUCUCUGCAGGCCGCCUGAUACUGGAAGGUAUGAAACUUUAAAAGCACGCUUGUUAGAUAUUUAUGAGGAAUCUGAGAACCGUCAGGUGCAGAAACUGAUUGGUGAGAUGGAGCUCGGCGAUCAAAAGCCCUCACAGCUUCUUCGCCGUAUGCGUGACCUCGCCAGGGACAAAAUACCUGAUGACACACUCCGAAUUUUAUGGCAAGGCCAUCUGCCCGCAGCUGUAAGAACCGUCCUGGCGAUUACUGAGACUAAGGACAUGGAGAAAUUAGCUGCCGCUGCAGACAAGGUAAUGGAGACGUUACAGCCGUCACAGUUAUCGGUCGUCGAAGUCAAAGUACCAGCUCAAACGAGUGGUAACAAGGAUAUAUUAACUGAGAUAGCAAAGUUGAGCAUCCGCAUGAGGAACAUGGAGCGAUUUCAACGUAAGGGAUCUCGUGACAUAAGCCAAGGUCGACGCUCGCGUUCCAGCUCCCGUGCUAGUGGCCAAUCUGGUGGUAAAACUAAGGAUCCGAAUAGGCUAUGUUUUUAUCACUACCGCUUCAAGGAACGAGCCAAUAAGUGCGUGCAGCCCUGUGCCUGGAAGGAGCAGAAAAACUAG